AUGAAGCAUCUUGCCCACCGCACUCUGCAGACCACCAGUCGAAGGUUGCUAAGCACCCAGAGCCGUUUCCAAGGGCAACAGCGGCUGCAUCUUCCUGUGAGUGUAGCCCCUAUGGUUGAUAUCUCCACACCGCAUUUCCUCGAGUUGCUACACCUCAUUUCCGGAGCACGCUAUGCCUACUACACCGAAAUGCACUUUUCAAGAGCCAUCAUUGAGCAUGCCCACAGACUCCAUUCGUUGAUUGGACCGCCACGAAGGAAUGUUGUUGUCCAGCUGGGUGGAUCUGACCCCAAAGAAAUGACCAGGGCAGCGACGAUAUUGGAAGAGCAAGGCUAUAGCGAGAUCAAUAUCAAUGUGGGAUGUCCCAGCAAGGCCGUACAACAUGGUCAAUUUGGUGCUGUCCUCAUGAAGACACCCAACGUGGUUGCCGAGAUUGUGCGAUCAAUGCAGCAAGCUGUUUCUAUUCCUGUCACUGUCAAAUGUCGUCUUGGUGUGGAUCAUCUCGAUUCAUUUGAUUUCUUGCACAACUUUGUCGAUACCAUCUACAAGAGCAAUACAAUGCCACAUCUCAUUGUCCAUGCACGUAAAUGUAUAUUGCGUGGUUUAUCUCCCAAACAAAAUCGGUCUAUUCCUCCUCUUGAUUAUGAUCGUGUCUUCCAACUUGCUGAUGCAUUCCCUGAUAUACCAAUUUCAAUCAAUGGCGGGUUUACUGAGGCUGACAAGGUUAAACAAGUGCUGAAUCGCCUGGAUGGAUGUAUGAUUGGGAGGAAAGUGAUGGACCAUCCAUUAUUCUUGCAGCAAUUAGACCAAGUUAUACAUGACAUCCCAUCGCAUGAGUUGAAACCCAUUGGGACCAUCAUUAAUGACUAUAUCGAAUAUGUCGAGCAAUUACCUUCUCAUCCAGUGCAUACAUCCAAAGCAGCAAGAUUACCACCAAUGACCAUCCUCACCAAACCACUAGCAAGUUUAUUCCAUGGAUAUCAGGGGCGUGCAUUUCGUCGACAUUUGGCGGAGGAACUUCGUAACCCACAACAAGGCAUAUCAAAGAUCAUAUACAAUGCAUUGAAUCGAGCAGAGAUUGUAGUAUAG
This is a messenger RNA of Lichtheimia ornata, 1089 nucleotides long. RefSeq lists its product as uncharacterized. NCBI's taxonomy places the organism in Eukaryota, Fungi, Mucoromycota, Mucoromycetes, Mucorales, Lichtheimiaceae. Gene Ontology annotation, molecular function: flavin adenine dinucleotide binding; tRNA dihydrouridine synthase activity. Gene Ontology annotation, biological process: tRNA dihydrouridine synthesis. The coding region runs from base 1 to 1089 and encodes 362 amino acids. The transcript is spliced from 6 exons. The record is from RefSeq and is a predicted model, not a curated record.